Molecule: messenger RNA, 1071 nt
Organism: Panicum virgatum (switchgrass)
Lineage: Eukaryota; Viridiplantae; Streptophyta; Magnoliopsida; Poales; Poaceae
Product: BTB/POZ and MATH domain-containing protein 1-like
Exons: 1
Coding region: 1-1071 (356 amino acids)
Biological process (GO): protein ubiquitination
Molecular function (GO): protein binding
Source: RefSeq, a predicted model, not a curated record
AUGGCGCCAUCCCAGAGACCGAGAAAGAAGAUGGUGUCCAGAUGCAACCCGGAUACGGAGCGGGGCACGCUCGUGUUCGACAUCGCCGGCUACAGCCUGCUCAAGGGCAUGCGUGACGGCGAGUUCAUCCGCUCCGCCUCGUUCCCCGUUGGCGGCCUCGACUGGUGCAUCCGGUACUACCCUUGUUUCACUAAGAAAUCUGAAGGUUACAUCUCCAGCUUCCUCGAACUGAUGAGCGAACCAACCGGGACUGGGGUAAUGGCGCGCUUUGACUUGAGGUUGCUCAACCAAGCCACCGGGGUCUCCACGGUUUUGAUAGAUGUGAAGCCAAGGCUGUUCGACAGUGUGAACCCGACCUGGGGAAGUAACAUGUUUAAGAAGAUCAGCGAACUGGAGGCAUCACCGUACCUGCAAAAUGACCGCGUCGUGAUCGAAUGUGACAUCACUGUUGUCUUGGGGACGUCGGCUUCUGCGCUGGAGACAGUUUGUGAGAUCCAAGUUCCACCCUCAGGAUUAUUGGAUGAUCUUAGGAAAUUGCUGGAGGCGGAGAAGAGGACAGACAUCAGAUUCAAGGUUAAAGACCAGGUUUUCGGAGCCCAUAAGAUUGUUCUUGCAAUGCGAUCGCCUGUCUUCGAGGCGGAGCUAUACGGGCCAAUAGCGGAUAAGCAAAGGUGUGCAACAAUUACGGUUGAGGAUAUGCAGCCUGCUGUUUUCAAAGCACUGCUUCACUUCAUCUACACAGAUUCGUUGCCAGCGAUGGAUGAUCUUGAGGAGGAUGACAAGGAAGAAAUGGUCAAGCACUUACUUGUUGCUGCAGACAGGUAUGCCAUGGAAAGAAUGAUAUUGGUAUGUGAGAGCAUCAUUUGCAAGGGACUUCAUGUUGGUAAUGUGGCUAGCAUUUUAGCUCUAGCUGACCAGCAUCACUGCAACAAGCUCAAAGAUGCUUGCAUUGGAUUUAUGAGUUCUCCUAACAAUAAAGAUGAUGUGGUGUCCAGCAAAGGUUAUAAGUACCUCAAGAAAGUAUGCCCUGCUGUCUUUAUGGAUAUAUGGGAGAAACUAAGCAUAGCCUAG